Molecule: messenger RNA, 2061 nt
Organism: Suhomyces tanzawaensis NRRL Y-17324
Lineage: Eukaryota; Fungi; Ascomycota; Pichiomycetes; Serinales; Debaryomycetaceae
Exons: 1
Coding region: 1-2061 (686 amino acids)
Source: RefSeq, a predicted model, not a curated record
AUGAAGAAACGUUCCAAGAAUAAUGGAACUAAUGUUGAUGCUGGUAAGCCAAAUGAGUCUGUUGAAGUUUCGAAAGAAACUAGUGUUGAGGCUGGUAAGACCAAGCCAAAUGAGUCUGUUGAAGUUUCGAAGGAAAGUGUUGAAGCUGGUAUCAUUGAGCCAAAGGUGGUUGCAGAAGUUGCAAAGCGUACCCAAACUAUGCGUGAGUGGAGUCCUAGAAAUGAACUUGCUUGUUCAACUAAAGGUUCGGUGAUUCCAUUUCUUGAUGUCCAAAGAAGCAACGGUAAUAAAACUAGAACAAAUAGUCUUUUCUGUUACAGCUUUACUAAAAAGACCUUCUGGGCUGCUCAUAAAUCACAAAAAGGAAAAGGACCUUUGGCCAAUGGUUCCGAUAAGGUCAUUGAGUCAUCUCAAGUGGACUCACAUGAGCACAAAGAAAUUAUGGAGACUGGUAGUUCCGAUACGCUCGACAAUCAUUAUAAGGUCCACCACAAGGAUAAUAACGAGAAUGAAAUGCCUGAAACAGAAGUUGAAUCUGAUGGAGAUUUUAAACUCUCAUUCGAUAUCCAAGCCCCAGAAAAGUUUGACUGGGCCGAGAGCGAAGAUGAUGGUAGUUCUGAUAAGUUCUUUGCUUAUGUCCUGGUAAUGAGCAAUCUAGAAGCGGGUGUCAAGGAUGGAAUUCCUAUUCUUGAUAUUCUAGAAGAUGAACAAUUCGUGGAUUUAGAAGCUGGUGUAAUGAAUGACAUUCCUAUUGUUGAUGUUGAAGAAGCUGAGGAUUUCUGUAGAAUGAAGAGCAUUCCUAUUGGUGAUGAAGAAUUCAAGGGGUUGGAAGUUGGUGGAAUGGUUGACAUUCCAAUUGGUGAUGCUGAAGAAGCUAUGGGCUUAAAAGCUGGAAUGUUUGAUAUUCCUCUUGUCGAGGAAGAUGAUACUCUUGGACAAUCACAAACCAUUGGGAAGGCUGAAGUUUUCAAAAUUAAUACUCGAGAAAUUGUUGACUUUAUCGUUCUUUUAAUUGUUGUUCCUCUUUUCUAUUUGGAUAUUGGGAGUGGUAUUGCUUUUGCAAUCAGCGUAUUUUAUUUAUCCGUCCAACCAGAUGUUGAAGGAAGAACUUUUAUUCCUAGCUUUUUUGUCCAAGAAGCCCAAGACUUUAUGGAUUUAGAAUCUGGUGAGAAGCAUGAAAUUUCUAGCGUUGACGUUAAAGAAGCUGCAGAAUUUGUGCACUUAGGGGCCACAGCGGACAACUAUCAUAGCUUUGUUGUACAGUGUAUUACUCACUUUGAAGCUUAUGGGAAGGAUACCUAUUCUAGCGUUGACGAUUUAAAUUUGGAACACAUCGCCUACUUAGAAGGGGAAAAACUCUGCGAGAAGUCCAUUAAUAUCUAUGAUGGUUCGUUACAUCUCAUGGGGUUAGAGGCCGGUGGAAAGGUUGAACCUGAAGAGGAAUUUUCCGACUAUUCUAUGAACUUAGAAGUCCAUAAAAAGGCCACCGAUCUUGUCGAGGAUGAACCACAGAAUUUCGUCGUAAUGGCAGAAGACGGAAGGGUCACUAGUCUUAUCAACGAUGAUGCAAAAGAUUGCUUGGAAUUGGAUACCGCGGGGGUGGUUGAAGAUUUAGGCGAUGUUUGUCUCAAACUGAUCAAGAAUUCAGUAGACCAUGGAAAGUAUUCCAGUAGUGAUGAAUCUCAAGAUAUACAUUUGAGAGCUAGGGAAAAGACUGAAAUUCCUCGCAAUUAUGGAUCACAAGAUCUAAAGCUAUUAGGGGCAAAUAUAUUUGCCAGUAUUGCUCCUCAAAGUUCAAGUGAAGUUCUCCAGAAUAAUUGGAAACAAUUUAGGGUUACGGAAGAGUUUUAUUUGGAUAACAAAGUUCAUACUUUUGCCUUGGCCAUCCAAUUUGAUGAGUAUUACUUUAAACAUUUUUCUCCACUCGAAUUGUUUUUAGACAAUUCCGAGAAGGAUCUUCUCACGGAUCAAGAGUGCUCCAUUGAAACCAAGGAAGAAUUGAGUAACCAUUGCGUUAAAGUCAAUUCCCACGCAAAUCAUAUUGAUUCUGAGAAUAUUUGA